UUUUUCGCAUGAAAGCUGAGUUGGAGAAGGUGUUGUGAGGUUUUGCUGCAACUGGUGCGUACAGUUUCAGCAGCUGGGUCUGGUGAGGCUGCGAUACCAUGGAUUUCGGUAGCGUUCUCAGUAGGGCAUCCGAGAACAAAGUCGAUGCCCAGAUCCAGAAGCGUUAUAGCUUGUCAGUGAAACCACCAAAGAAGCAGCAACAAGUGAAACAGGUUCAGUCUGCAGCAGUGCAAGCAUUCCUCAAACGCAAGCAGGAAGAGCUGAGGAAAAAAGAUUUGGAAGACCGGCGGCGGAAAGAGGAGCUAUUUGCAAAACGAGUUGCACUAAAGCAUGACCGUAAGGCUAGAGCAAUGGCUACUCGGACAAAGGACAAUUUCAGAGGUUAUAAUGGUAUUCCUGUGGAUCAGAAAGGCAAAAAGAGGACUUGUGAUGAUGAGGGGAAAGAACAAAGAAUGGAUGACAACAAUGAGGAUUACUAUGAAGGGGAACAGGCUGAAUAUGAAAUGUCAGAAGCAGAAUAUUCUGAAGGUUCUGAGGAGUUUGUAGAGCAUUGGGAUGAGAGAGCAAGUAAACAGCAUUACAGACAGCCUGAGGUAGCAGUUAAACAGCUGAAACAUCAACACAGAGAGCCAGAGAGACCAGCUAGGGAACCCAAAAAACUGUAUAGAAAACCUGAUGAGGUGGCAAAAGUACCUGAACAAGCUCAUAACAAGGCUAAAGUAUCCCAGGUUCCAAAGAAGCCACCAAUGAACUUCACAGAUCUCCUGAAGCUGGCUGAGAAGAAACAGUUUGAGCCGGUGGAGCUUAAGCCACUUAAAAAGGUGGAGGAGAAGCUAUAUACAGCAGAAGAACUAAAAGAACUUGAAUUUUUAGAGCGCAAACGACAAAAACAGAAUGACAAAAUGAAAUCUGAGAAAGUGGUCCCGUUUUCACAUCCAACCAGCUCAUCAAAGAAAGAACCUUCAAUUAAAGGUAACAAAAGCAUAAACAUAGCACAAGGCUCAGGAGAGAAAAAUACCUUAUCCAGAGAGAAUAGCUCAAAGUCUGUCCCUAGAUUUAGCAAAAAACCAAAAAUGUCAUCUAGUGAAAGAUUACCUCCUACACCAUCUCACAAGGCACCAGCUCAAGAAAAGUCCAAGUCUUCAUUAGGGACUGGCUAUUCUACCUCUAAAGCACCUGGUAGUGGUAGUAGUGUGAAAACUUCAAUAAAUGUUUCAGCAAAAUCAGGAAGUAGCUUUCAAACACCAAGCAAAGCUUUGAAACCUGGAUCCAAUGGAAGCCAUUCUGCGUUGUCUUCAAAACACACCCAAAAGAAAAUUAAUAGACCUAUGUCUUCUGGGAAAGUUGAUAAUGUUUCCACAAGACAUGAAAGGACAGAAUCUUCAAGUCUGAACUCCAAAAGUGCGAGUAGUUCAGCUCCUGAGCGACCCAAAGCUUCCUCUGGCUCUAGCCAAAAGCAAACAAGUAGUGCAAACAAAUUGGGCCAGUCGAGGCCCAGUAGUGCGAGUAAUUCUAGGCCGCCUUGUGCAGGUGCUUCAAACUCCACACAAUCAAAAGAGAGAAUUUCAGGUACUCUAAGGCCUAACUCUGGGUCUCUGCAAUCAAAAACCACAAAUGCCUCUGGAUCAAUGAGACCUGGAAAUACUUUGGCUGUGCCUGGCCGACAUGGGAAUGCUCCAAGUCCUGGAACUGGACGACCUGGAAGUGGAGCUGCAGAAUCAAAACCCAAAUGUACUGUGGUAUCAGAAACAAUAUCAUCAAAGAACUUUCCUUCAAGGCCCAGCAAUGGACAGAUGAUCAACAGGAGACCACCGCCAACAGGGCAUAGACCAAUGAUGCACCCGCCAGGAAAUCCUAUAAGGUCAGCUGGUCCUAUAUCAUAUAAACGACGACUGGAUGAUGAUGAAGAUGAUGAGUAUGACUCAGAAAUGGACGAUUUUAUUGACGAUGCUGGGGAACCACAAGAUGAAAUCUCAAAGCACAUCAGGGAAAUCUUUGGAUAUGAUCGCACCAAAUACAAGGAUGAAAGUGACUAUGCUUUGCGAUUUAUUGAAAGCAGCUGGAAAGAACAGCAGAAAGAGGAAGCCAAAAGCUUGCGAUUGGGUUUGAUGGAGGAUGCAGAAGAGAUGAGGAAAGAGGAAGAACUAAAAAAGAGGGCAAGAGCUAAGAAACAGAAACUUUAGUUCAUUGAAGAUGUUUCAGCAAACUUAUUUAUUAUAUUUAUAUAAAAAGAUCUGGUUAUAUUUGAGGUAAUAUGCACUAAAGUAAGCAAAUUAUACACUGUGGUACUCACUAGCUGAUCGACCAAUUCAAGUGAAAAGUUAAAUUAGCAUUAAAGAAAGCAGUGUUGAUAGUGGAAGUAAUUUUACAUAAUUUUGUGGUGCAUUGGCAAAUACAUCUUUUCUCUUUCUAGUUCUAAUGCAAUUAGAUAAGUGUUCUUUUAGUUCACACUGUAUGUGCCAUGAAUUUUAACUGUGGCCCAGGUUUUGAUGGCUCCAGAAUAUUAAUUUGUGUACUACUGAUGUUUAAGAGCUUAAACUCUUGCACAUCUUAAAAUGCACCAAAUAACAUCCAACUUUUGCUGCCUGGUUAGUCUACAUUUUAUAAUUUUUAUUUUGCUUCCAGGAGAGGGCAAUGCAGUAGAUUGGAUUUGGUCUUUUUAUCUCUGGCAUCUCCAAUUCAACCUGGCUUCUAUGUAAAACCAAUUUGUUUAUGUUGCCCAUGGGCUGAUAGUCCAAAUCUCUGAUUAUGUGUUAAAUUUGCAGUUGCACUUGGUGAAAUCCCAAAGUGCCUCAAGUUGGGGGGGGAGGGGGGGAAUAUUAAAAGAAUCCAAGACUGUCAUUCAAUGCACUAACUCUUCCAUUUAUGGCAACAAAAUAGAUUUUGAAUACUCUGAGUUUUGUUUUAUUUUCUCUGCUAUACCAUUUGUCAGAUUAUUACCUCUGUCAUAAUUUUCAGAAAGGAAGUUGUCUCUCAUUGCUUUUUCACACUUAAUUUAACUAAUUCAGUAUUUAUGUCCUCUGGUCCUAGUCCCCUGUUUUUUCUUUGUGUGCGGUAUGGAGGGGUGGAGUUGAAGUAAAAGCAUAAGACACUUUGUUGGAGCUGUGAAAAUUGUUUGCUCUUUACCCAAGUGAAUCACACCUUCCUUGGGAGUGCUAGAAGCUGAUAUUGGGUGCCUAAAAUUGAAAACAUUUCAAUUUGCCUUGAUUAGGACAGUAUUUUUUCAAGAAAAUAAUGUACUCAGUAAUGUCUGUGCAAUUUAUUUGAACGUGCAUCUUGUGUUAGUGGAAAAAGUUAAAAGAUCAGUUUAAAAAAACGGAUAUAGAUUUUGUAAGCUUUUUGAUGAGAAAAAUGCAAGUACAGAUGCAUUAAAUAUAAUUGAUAUUCUGUACAAUAAAUUUUUAUUACAUAGUUUAUCAUAUCAAGUUGUAUGAAUUCUUUUAGACUUUUACAGUAAUAAGUGCAGCUCAAUUCGGCAAUUGAGAUGGUCCAGAAAAACACACCACCUACUUGUUUAAAUGACUGGAACCAAAUAAUUGUUAUUGGAAUUAUUAAAUUACUUACCAAGUAUUAGCAGUUUACCCACUAAUGUAUCAUUGACUUGGGGUUCACCUUGUGUUUUUUGCUGUGCCUAUCACACUAAGAAGGUUUAUUCUGUUUAAAAUUGCAUUGACAUGGAGAAAUUAGAGGAAGUUUAUCACCAUUUUUGCAACAGGCAGAUGUAUUUGAUUUCACAUUGUAUAGCCUAUACUAUUUGGCCUAGAUCAGGAUCAUUGUAUAAUAUUAUGCUAGUGACUUUUAUUAGAUGAGGGGGUUGGGUGUAAGCUCUGUCAAUUAUGGAUCAUCAUAUUAAACAAUAACAUGGGGGGGAAAUUGGUAAAGGAAAAGUUUGGAUACAUUUGUCAGUUAUGUUUUGGGUAAUAUGAGAAGGCUUUAAGAAGAAAGAAGUAGAGGGAUUAGGGGAGUUUACAUCAAAAGUGAAUCAAUGGAGAGAUUUGAAAAUGAGAACAAGAAUUUUGAUUCAAACCACUGUAGGUCUUUGUGCCAAUGCGGGUGAAUGAGCAUGGAUGAUGAGUGAAUGGGACCUGAUAGAGGAGAAGAAAUGUGUAAUGUAGUUAUGGAUGCACACAGUUAUGGAUAUCAUAGUUGAAGAUUGGCCGGAAAAGCAUUGGAAUAGUCUUAAGGCUUAAGGUGAAUCUCUCAAAUGAUUCACGGCAUUGUUUUGUCCACAUGGGAAAAUGUUUUCAAGUCAAAUAAAAUUAUUUUCACCAGUCCACACACAUAAAAGUUGCUG
This is a messenger RNA of Mobula hypostoma (lesser devil ray), 4294 nucleotides long. It is a transcript of the gene spty2d1, whose product is annotated as SPT2 chromatin protein domain containing 1. Bases 99 to 2183 code for a protein of 694 amino acids. The record is from RefSeq and is a predicted model, not a curated record. Gene Ontology annotation, cellular component: nucleolus. NCBI's taxonomy places the organism in Eukaryota, Metazoa, Chordata, Chondrichthyes, Myliobatiformes, Myliobatidae. Gene Ontology annotation, molecular function: histone binding; DNA binding. The transcript has 6 exons. Gene Ontology annotation, biological process: nucleosome assembly; transcription by RNA polymerase I.